Lobosporangium transversale is the source of this 2337-nucleotide messenger RNA. Its product is annotated as nuclear protein localization protein 4. Lineage: Eukaryota; Fungi; Mortierellomycota; Mortierellomycetes; Mortierellales; Mortierellaceae. Gene Ontology annotation, molecular function: ubiquitin protein ligase binding; ubiquitin binding. The record is from RefSeq and is a predicted model, not a curated record. Bases 408 to 2210 code for a protein of 600 amino acids. Gene Ontology annotation, biological process: ubiquitin-dependent protein catabolic process. Gene Ontology annotation, cellular component: nucleus. The transcript is spliced from 8 exons.
GAAAAUCUUGUGGCAGAGAUGGAUACCAUUGUGCAACGAUACUCACAACCCAGAUUUUAUGACGACCCUGAGCUUCACGCCAGCUUUGCAUGGGCUGUAGGUGGCGAUAUCCUUAACAAGGAAGUUGUAGACGCAAUGCCUGAGCUUGAAGGCGAGCUUGGGCAAGACCUGCGACACUGCUCUAUUACAGUGCGUCGCGUUGCCUGGAAGUUGGGCCAAAAAGUUGGCUUUGUCGCAUUACAGUAAAAUAAAAUAAAAAAAGUGGCACGAGCGACGCGUUGUGGCAGUCACGUCUACGUAAUUUUGGACUUGCGCUUUUAGAAUAAGGCCUCCCUCAGUCUUUCUUCUUUUUUGUCCUCCUACCAACCUACCAAUUCUUAUCACUCACUAAAACUACACUCACUACAAUGCUUGUCCGAGUGCGAAGUAAAGAGGGCACUCAUCGCAUUGAGGUGAAUCCAACUGACGAUAUCACAGUCCUUAAGGAUAAGAUCGCACAAGCACUUAGCAUCAUAGAUCCAUCAACGAUCACCGUUAGCGACCAACCCAAUGCAGGAGCCACACAAAUGGAUAGCCUUUCUGGAAAGUCUUUGGCUGAGCUGAAUAUCAAGCAUGGCGAUCUUCUCUAUAUUGGGUUUGCAGAAGCUGCGGUGCAAGCUGACAAUAAAGCACCAUCGGCAAUAGUCGUGCAGGAUGCUGUUGAUGAUUAUUUAGAUACACAGGAUGGCCUUAUCAAAAGAGGAAAAGAUCCUAAAUUCUGCAAGCAUGCUGCGAAUGGAAUGUGCGACUAUUGCAUGCCUCUCGAGCCAUAUGAUCCAGCAUAUUUGGAGGAGCAUAAGAUCAAGAGCAUGUCGUUUCAUUCGUAUUUGCGAAAGCUGGGUGCACAUGAUAAGAAGCAAGGAACGUCCUACAUCACCUUGCCUUCACUUGAGGAACCAUCAUACAAAGUUAAAACCAACUGCAGUUCUGGACAUCCACCAUGGCCUGCCAGCAUCUGUACUAAAUGUCAACCCAGUGCUAUCACUUUACAGCGCCAGCCAUUCCGACUGGUUGAUCACGUGGAGUUCUCCAACGCAUCCAUUAUUGACAACUUUAUUGGUUAUUGGCGUUCCACUGGACUUCAGCGUUUUGGUUACAUGUAUGGAAGAUAUGAGCCUUAUCCAGAAGUGCCUCUUGGUAUCAAAGCUGUGGUAGAAGCCAUUUACGAGCCUCCCCAGGAAGGCGACAGCGAAGGCUUAAGGGUUGAGGACCCAAUCGAAGGCGAAAAAAGAGCAGGUGAGAUGGCGACAGCAUGUGGACUCCAGCGCGUGGGCAUGAUCUAUACUGACUUGACUGAUGAUGGCACCGGGAAAGGGACAGUUCUUUGUAAGCGGCAUAUUGAUUCGUACUUUUUCUCAUCGCAAGAGUGUCAAUUUGCGGCAGUGAUGCAGAAAAAAUACCCCAAUGCGACAAAAUACUCCUCCACAGGAACGUUUGGCUCCAAAUUCGUGACAUGUGUCAUUGGAGGCAACGAGGAAGGCAACAUUGAUGUGUCAUCAUAUCAAGUUUCCAACACAUGUGUGGGUAUGGUGGAUGCGGACAUUGUCGAGCCUAGUGUAGAGCCAGGAAUUAUGCGAGUCAAGGAGCCCACGUCGGAACGAUACAUUCCAGAUGUGUUUUUUAAAUACAAGAACGAGUAUAAUUUGGUUGUUCAGAAGGAUGCAAAGCCCUCUUUCCCCGUUGAAUACCUUUUGGUUAACGUAACACAUGGUUUCCCUGUUAAAUCUUCGCCAAUGUUUACCUCACCAAAGGAUUUCCCUAUCGAGAAUAGAGUUGGGGUAUUUACACAGGAUGCCGGUGCAUUGCAUCGCUACCUUCAAUCUGGAAACCUGGUUGAUCUUGCAUCCAACUUUCACUUUUUACUUUUUACUCGCAGCAUGGGUAUUUUAAAUGAUGCUGAUGAAAUGAAUCUUUUGGUACGUGUUGCACUUUUACAUAAAGAAGAAGAUGCAAACAAGUUAGUCCAGACGGGUGGGUGGCAGACACUAUUGACAAUCCUGAAGGAGUCUGCCGGACCGUCCAGAGCAAAUCAAGGCGAGUCUUCUUCAAGUGGAGGCGCUGGUAGUUCAUUGGGCACAUCAGCAGCAGCGCCUUGGACAUGUCGUCAUUGCACAUUCCUUAACACCCACGGUGACGAGAACUGCGAGAUGUGUGGACUUCCAAUGGGAUAAAUGUGGAAGAAGUUAUGGAACGCACUUUAACAAUUUCUUUCCACGGAACUUUGCUCAACAUGUUGUUGAAUCUCAUUGACUACUAUUAUUGUAAAAGAAAAAGAAAAAAAGAAAUAAAAAGUGAUAC